This is a messenger RNA of Tachyglossus aculeatus (Australian echidna), 886 nucleotides long. It is a transcript of the gene SS18L2, whose product is annotated as SS18 like 2. Gene Ontology annotation, cellular component: nucleus. The coding region runs from base 64 to 297 and encodes 77 amino acids. Gene Ontology annotation, biological process: positive regulation of transcription by RNA polymerase II. Gene Ontology annotation, molecular function: transcription coactivator activity. The record is from RefSeq and is a predicted model, not a curated record. The transcript has 3 exons. NCBI's taxonomy places the organism in Eukaryota, Metazoa, Chordata, Mammalia, Monotremata, Tachyglossidae.
GCUGCGCGGCCGAGCUGCCUGCCGAAGGCCUGACGGGCGGCUUCGGCUCGGCUCGGCCGCGAGAUGUCGGUGGCCUUCGUGCCCGAGCGGCUGAGGGGGAAGGCGGAAGUCAAUCAGGAGACCAUCCAGCGGCUGCUGGAGGAAAAUGACCAGCUGAUCCGGUGCAUCGUGGAGUACCAGAACAAGGGGCGAGCGGCAGAGUGCACCCAAUACCAGCAUGUGCUGCACAGGAAUCUCAUUUACCUCGCAACCAUCGCAGACGCCAGCCCCGCAAAUACUCAGAAAACAGGAGACUGACUUCUGCAAGUUGGUGGUGUUCCCCAGAGCCAUGGUGCUCCUGCCCCUGCUGAAUUUCAGAAUUUCCACCUAAAGAAGGCAUCGUUUACGGAAGUUUGGUCCUAUUAGUAAGGAACAGACGUUACCUGGAUUCUUCACGUGAAAUUUAAAUGGAGUAUAAGGAACGUACACAAAUUCCAUUUUUCUGCAGUGUACAUCUCUUGAAAUUAAGAUAGUGAGGCUCUUUCCAAGUUUGCUAUUCUUUUUGGCAUUUGUAGGAAGAGGACAGCUUGAGGCACCUGGAAUGUCUUUAUUGAGGUUAAAAUACGUAAAAACUUGUAAAAUUGGCUUAUGUUUUUUUUCUUUUGGUUAAGUAAAACUGGCUUUGGCUUCCCUGACACUAGUCCACUUAGUUCACCUAUCCAAUCAGUGGUAUUUAAAACUUGUAAAAUUGGCUUAUGUGUUUUUCUUUCGGUUAAGUAAAACUGGCUUUGGCUUCCCUGACACUAGUCCACUUAGUUCACCUAUCCAAUCAGUGGUAUUUAAAACUUGUAAAAUUGGCUUAUGUUUUUUUCUUUCGGUUAAGUAAAACUGGCUUUGGCUUCCCUGA